CUCAAGAUGCUCAUCAGAGCCACUACAUAUAUGCGUUCGUCAUUAGGCUUCUGGUAUCGUCCGUCACUGCAGGAGGAGAACAUCUCAUAGUUAGGCAUCAUCGGGACUGCAUAAUAUCAUACUCUCGACUUCUGCCCCCCACAAUCGUAAGAUCUGUAAAAAAACGAUGGCAUUGAUGUUGCUUUUACAGACAGAUCGCAUCAGUAUUCAACGUGACAACUUGCCUCCUCCGCCCGCUAGUGGCCCUCCUUUGGGAAGUGUAGUUGUUGUUUUCUUUCUGUUGCUCGACUCUACCUAAUUCUAGCUCCGAUUCACAGGAGUGGCGGCGUGCCGAGUUAAACAACAACGCUUCUGCUUGAUCAAGAGAAAAGGUUAAUAUCAGUCAGAAAACAAAGCGAAAGCCGUGAGGCUCCCGUGUUGAAGAUGUCUGCCUCAUCUUUCCAGUGGUUGACAACGCAACCGAUUAGAAGCGACUGUCUGACUCUUGCUACUCACAAUAUUCUAACUGCUGGCUGACCAUCUGGCUCACAUUCCACGAGUGCAUAUCACAGUUAGUAACAUCAAGGGAUUUUCAGGGUGUGUAUGCCUUCGUCACUAUCUUUCUAAGACAUCCUCCUUUCUUCAUUGGUUUCUCUACGGUCCCUUUGUCAAGUUAGUCACACGUUGGAAGUGAUAGACUUGAAAUUCAACUUGUGGGUGAUAUUCCUCUAGGCCACCUAGUAACAAAGACUCGUCCCCUAACAAUCGACUGACAAACGCUGACAUUACUCACGGGAUCGUUCGUUUUCCUUCGCUCAUACUCUUUGAAGGGCGCCUUCCGCCCUCGAAUAAUUGAAGGAAAUACUAGGUUUCUUUCCUUUCAAUCGCCCAAUCAGAAAAUGGAUAAUCAAUCCAGUCUAUGGUCAGACACACUGGCCCGUGACCCUGCAAAUGUGCAAUGCCCCUCACCAAGAUCUCAGGCGGACGAUGUUGGUCCGUCACUUUACCCACAAACGGUAGAUGCACCUUGGUAUAAGGAUCCCGUGGAAGGUUCCCCUUCGGCUUUUCCCCAAGCACAAACACGAUCAACUUCCACUUUCCAAAUGCCACUCAAUGGUGAAGAAGAAUAUGCAUGUGGCCGUCAAUUAGCCAGUUCAUUCUCACGCGCUAUUUCCACACAAACCUUUGACUCUGGGUGGGCCUCGCCAGCUGUUUGUACUCGCUCCAGUCCUAAAUCGCAAGUUAUCACCUUACAUAAUCGACGCCUCAGUUACGUUACUUAUCCCACCCCAAUGUCACCCAGACGAUAUACACCCCAACCAAGCCCUUCGCCAGCGCCGCACCGAUUUCAACAUCCCUUGCAGCCCCACACUUCCCUUUGGUCCGAUAAUGGGCUGAUUCCUUUACGAUAUGAGCCUCAAAGGGGCAACGAGAGAAACAUUACGACUGUUGUGAAGUAUGGCAGGACAAGGGUCCAGUCAUGGAUAGAUAUCGAUCCCGAUAGUAGGAAAAAAGAAAAGAAUGGAACUGAAAGUGAUGAGACAAGUUCUCUGAAGGGACGAUGCCAUCCAUGCCCAGUAUGUGCAAAGCGUUUCACACGCCCUUCGGCUCUGAAGACGCACAUGCACACACACACAGGAGAAAGACCUUUCAUAUGUGGCUGGCCGGGAUGUGGGCGAGAUUUUUCGGUGCAGUCGAACUGCAAACGUCACAUACGUCAGACGCAUGAGGCGAAGGAAGCUCGGAAAAAGGAAGAAGUUGAAGAGAUUAUUAAGGCUUCAAAAAUCACCUUUCCUGUAGAGCAACAGUGUCAGCGAUCGAACACUUCCUCGUGCUUUAACUUCUCUUCAAUAUCUCCCCUAUCACCUUCCUGCGACGCCCAUCGCAUGUAUAUGGGCCGCUCCCUAGUCUCAGAGUCUGCCCAUCACUUACAUUUCAUGUCCUCUCAAAGAGCACACAGAAACAGCAGUUCAGGUGGUAAAAGUGACCUUCGGGAUAGACGUUGCCCCUACUGACUGAUGAUUGGCGGCCCAGUAGCAAGAGGAAGGGUUAUACGAAAUAUGACAGAUUUGGAUCGGAAACCAGGCAGAGAGGUGACAAUUGUAUGAGCUUUAUCCAUAGCGCAUAAGCUUUUCUGUGAUAGUAGAUGCUCGGAAACGGUGAUUUUGUAGUACGUGCCCUGCUUUGACGAAUGUUGUAAUUGAACAAGUAUACAACAACGUAAUGAUCUUUCCAGUCAUCGCUCGGCCAAUUUUUACGUAUCGUAUUAUCGUGUAGGCCACCAUCUUUUCCUUUUCCAAAAACCGUUGUAUCGGACCUCCUGAUGUAUAUCAAUCUCCA
Cryptococcus deneoformans JEC21 is the source of this 2319-nucleotide messenger RNA. RefSeq lists its product as hypothetical. Lineage: Eukaryota; Fungi; Basidiomycota; Tremellomycetes; Tremellales; Cryptococcaceae. Gene Ontology annotation, biological process: regulation of transcription by RNA polymerase II. Bases 879 to 1994 code for a protein of 371 amino acids. The transcript has 6 exons. Gene Ontology annotation, cellular component: nucleus. Gene Ontology annotation, molecular function: DNA-binding transcription factor activity, RNA polymerase II-specific; RNA polymerase II cis-regulatory region sequence-specific DNA binding. The record is from RefSeq and is a predicted model, not a curated record.